CCUCUCAUUUCAUACGCAGAAGCACAGACUGCAGCAGAGCGCAGGACCAGCAGGGUUUUCCUCCUCCUCGUUCUGGAACAGCAGAGAAACCAGAGGGACGCCGACCUGCUGCGGAGGUCAUUUAUGGAGGAUCCCCAGUGGAGGGUUAGGCCUGCCAGCUGCUGACACUGUAGGUGCACAUCAGGCUCUCAGGAUUUGCGAGGACUCCCAAGAAGCGCUCGUCUCUCCUUCGGGACUGCCCCACUCCCCUGCUCGCCUCCCAUCCUCACCUCAGAUUAGGAUGCUCGGCUGCGUGCCCCUGUGCUGAGGAGGCGUCGGCGAGCAGCAGCAUGGGCGCUGUGCUGGCCGGCAUCCCCACCACCCCCUCCACCACCAAUCUGCCACCACCACGCUGCCCACCGGAGACGGGCGCUCCCCCCAGCCCUGCUGAUGGGCGAAGACACUGACGCCACCCCGACGCUCAACCACCACGGCUUCCUCCCUGACCACAACUAUGUGACUGAAGCCGAUAUAAUAUCCACUGUCGAGUUCAACCACACCGGAGAGCUCCUGGCCACAGGGGACAAAGGCGGCCGCGUGGUCAUUUUUCAGAGGGAACCCGAGAGCAAGAAUGAGCCAUUUUCCCAGGGAGAGUACAACGUGUACAGCACCUUUCAGAGCCAUGAGCCUGAAUUUGACUACCUUAAGAGUUUGGAGAUUGAGGAGAAGAUCAAUAAGAUUCGAUGGCUGUCUCAGCAGAACGCUGCACACUUUCUCCUCUCCACCAAUGAUAAGACCAUUAAAUUGUGGAAGGUAAGCGAAAGAGACAAACGGCCGGAAGGAUACAACCUGAAAGAUGAGGAAGGUCGCAUCAAGGACAUGUCCACAGUCACCUCCCUGCAGGUCCCUGUCUUGAAGCCCAUGGACCUGAUGGUGGAGGUUAGUCCUCGGCGAGUGUUCGCCAACGCCCACACCUAUCACAUAAACUCCAUCUCAGUCAACUCCGACUUUGAGACCUACAUGUCAGCUGACGACCUGAGGAUCAACCUCUGGCAUCUGGACAUCACCGACCGCAGCUUCAACAUUGUUGACAUCAAACCAGCCAACAUGGAGGAUCUGACAGAAGUGAUCACAGCGGCCGAGUUUCACCCCCACCACUGUAACCUGUUCGUCUACAGCAGCAGCAAAGGCACCCUGCGUCUCUGUGACAUGAGAGAAGCAGCGCUGUGCGACAAGCACUCCAAAUUGUUUGAGGAGCCGGAGGACCCCAGUGCACGCUCCUUUUUCUCAGAAAUUAUCUCCUCUGUGUCCGACGUGAAGUUCAGCCACAGCGGCCGCUACCUGCUCACCAGAGACUACCUGACGGCCAAAGUCUGGGACCUCAACAUGGAGAGCAAGCCCCUGGAGACAUACCAGGUACAUGAUUACCUCCGCAGCAAGUUGUGUUCCCUGUACGAGAACGACUGCAUCUUUGACAAGUUUGAGUGUGCCUGGAACGGCUCAGACAGUGUGAUCAUGACCGGAGCCUACAACAACUUUUUCCGAAUGUUCGACCGCAACACCAAACGCGACGUGACCCUGGAGGCCUCGAGGGAAAGCAGCAAACCCAGAGCUGUGCUGAAGCCGCGGAGGGUCUGCGCCGCCGGAGGGAAGCGGCGGAAGGACGACAUCAGCGUGGACAGCCUGGACUUCACCAAGAAGAUCCUGCACACGGCCUGGCACCCCACCGAGAACAUCAUCGCCAUCGCCGCCACCAACAACCUGUACAUCUUCCAGGACAAACUCAACUCCGAGAUGCAUCAAUGAAUCGGAGUCAGAGCUGGAUUCAAAUGAGUUUACAAGCAAAACACACACAACUAUGCUAGAAUGUACAAUAUGAGACUCACACACUCGCCUACACACACACACACCUACUCCUUCACCUCCUCCUCAAACUCCCACAACUGAAAGGAGCCCAGCUAGGGAUAAAAAUAGGAAUCUGGCUGGAUCACACAAUGGAUUAUGGAUUGGGAAAUUGCCCGCACUGUGGAUUUUUGAAUUGUUAGCCUGUGGAUUGUGCUUGACGGUGUUUUCAUUACUUCAGCUCAACGUCUGAGCGCGAUCGGAUCGCAAAGUUUACACGUUUUGUCUUCUUUGAUUUCUAACUCUUCAGGCGUAUUUGCUUUCUCCUCCUCCGUACUUAUGUGCACAAGCGAAACCUAUUCCUAUCCCUUUGCCCACUGUUUUAUGUAAAAAAAAAAAAAAAAAAAAGCAACAAGUCUCUGUGGUUGUCUACCAGCAGCACUGACGAGAAACGGGGCAUUUAUAUAACUGUGCUUUCCACUUUCGAUAAGCUAUUUUGUUUUUUUAUAUAGCUUCUUUUUAAAGGAUGUCGAUGAUGGUGAUAAUGACGACGUGAAACGAUUUGUGUAGUGAAGGAAGAACUUACGACCCUCCUCCCAACCCACCAGAUGCCUCCCUGAUUCAGGG
Messenger RNA from Nematolebias whitei (Rio pearlfish), 2448 nucleotides. RefSeq names its product serine/threonine-protein phosphatase 2A 55 kDa regulatory subunit B gamma isoform. Gene Ontology annotation, cellular component: protein phosphatase type 2A complex; cytosol. The coding region runs from base 430 to 1785 and encodes 451 amino acids. The record is from RefSeq and is a predicted model, not a curated record. Lineage: Eukaryota; Metazoa; Chordata; Actinopteri; Cyprinodontiformes; Rivulidae. Gene Ontology annotation, molecular function: protein phosphatase regulator activity; protein binding. Gene Ontology annotation, biological process: peptidyl-serine dephosphorylation. The transcript is spliced from 10 exons.